Messenger RNA from Eutrema salsugineum, 1395 nucleotides. Its product is annotated as F-box/LRR-repeat protein At1g48400. The record is from RefSeq and is a predicted model, not a curated record. Lineage: Eukaryota; Viridiplantae; Streptophyta; Magnoliopsida; Brassicales; Brassicaceae.
AUGAAACUGAUAAGAAUCUUGUCUUUACUUCCGACAAAAGUGGCUGCUUCCACACGAUCGGUUCUGUCCAAGAGGUGGAGGAAUCUGCUGAGUCUUGUAGACACCCUUCGUUUUGAUGACUCGAUGGUUGUGCUCAGGUAUCCCAACGAAGAAGAAUAAGAAGCAACAAGUCGCUUCUUAGAUUUCGUAGACAAGACAUGUGCUCUGUUAAGCAAUUCUCCCAUCAUCAAGAAACUUUCUCUGUGUCAUGUACUUGGACGUGGCCGUGACGAUGAAUACUCUCGUGUCAACCGUUGGAUUUGUGCUGCAAUGGAACGUGGUUGGUUGGAACUACACUUGAACUCAUCUAAUGUUGGUUUAGAGAGAGAGUUGUUAACGAGCAACACACUGGUUAAGCUCACACUAUCCGGUGGAUAUCCUUUUGAAGUUAAGCAAGUGUUUCUCCCAGCGCUCAAAUCACUUUCUCUCGUAUCAGUUUUCGGGCUUGGUGAUAUCUAGUGUUGUCAGCUCAUCGAUGGCUGCCCUGUACUAGAAGAAUUAUUCAUAGGUUAUCAUUUUUCGUAUCUGCCAUGUUUGUUGGUGCGCACUGAAUCUGUAACAUCCCGACGUUUGAGUCUUUUUACUAAUAUUUGUCGUUGUCAAACGCAACACAAUGUGAGUUAUUAUGAAGCACCAAGUCUUGUGUACCUUGACUAUUCUAGUUAUGUCUUUGAAAAUUAUCAGUUUGUUGAUUUCCGUUCGCUUUUGGAAGCCAGGCUGAGUCUCCGGUUGUGGGAGCCAACUAACGAUUAUGAUUAUGAUGGUAAUGAAGAUUGUUAUUAUGAACCAAAGGAGCCUAUAUCUGGCGAUGUAACAAACCUAGUUGCGGGUCUAACCAACAUUACCACACUUCACUUGUCUCCUGAUUCCCUUGUGGCAUUUCAUUUCUGUUGUAAGUCCUUGCCGGUGUUCAGUAACCUCCUUAAUUUAUCUAUCGAGAGUAACAAGGAAAAAGGUUGGCAAGUAAUGCCACGUUUGCUCAAGAGUUGUCCAAAUCUACACACUUUAGUCAUCAAGGGUCUUUUGCACAGAGUAACAAAUAAAUGUGGAGAUGCAUGCGCUUGCAUCCCUAAGAAGCAUAAGAAUAAGAGAGAGAAGAAAAAGAAGAAGAUUGUGAAGGAGGAGGAGAAGGAAAUAUCAUGUUGUUUACGGGCAUGUCAUGUCAAGGUGCUAGAGAUAUCAGAGUAUGGAAGUUCUUUUCAAGAGCUGAGACAGAUGAGACAUUUCUUGGGGAAGUUGGCAUGUCUUGAAACCGUGAAAGUUGGUGUUGAAGCAGACAAGAACAGUAACUUCUUGCGAGCUAAUCUUCUGGCUCUCCCCAGACUUUCAUCACAGUUCCACAUCCAGUUCAUCUGA